Molecule: messenger RNA, 5538 nt
Organism: Monopterus albus (swamp eel)
Lineage: Eukaryota; Metazoa; Chordata; Actinopteri; Synbranchiformes; Synbranchidae
Gene: ptk7b
Product: protein tyrosine kinase 7b
Exons: 22
Coding region: 145-3486 (1113 amino acids)
Biological process (GO): protein phosphorylation; homophilic cell-cell adhesion
Cellular component (GO): plasma membrane
Molecular function (GO): protein kinase activity; ATP binding
Source: RefSeq, a predicted model, not a curated record
GCUGGUGCAAAAAUCACACAGGCGUGUGGGAGGAAGCCAACUUGGAAACACCGUGGAGCCAAACUCCUCUUGUUGAAGCCAGACCUUCCCGGCGGUCGGUGGUUCUGGACGCGGGAGCACUACGGCUACACAGACCGGAUAUUUAUGAACCCGUGUGGUCUAAAUUCACACCAUAGUUUCGUCUCUUUUCUAAAUCAGCCAGGUGAGCCACCCGCCUCGCUUCCCUUGGAGGAACCUGCACAGCCGCCUGAAAAGAGUACCGGGGAGCCGCCGAGCACCGGGUCGGUCAUGGAUAUACCAAGAGGGAGCGAGGGCAGAAGAGACCCCGCGGUAACGAUGUUCGCCCUGGGUAUUAUCUCCAUCCAAGUUCUGUCCAUCCAGGCUGCUGCAAUCCAGUUUACCAAGGAACCCAAGUCCCAAGAUGCCUUGCACGGCCGCAGCGCCAUGCUACGCUGUGAGGUCAGCGAUCCGGCUGACAUCACUUACAGCUGGCUUCACAAUGGCCAGGCUCUGGAAAACGACGAGAGGCGCUUCCUGGAGGCCAGCAACCUCAAAUUCACUGCUGUGGACCGGCAGCUGGACGCAGGAAACUUUGAGUGUGUCGCACAAAACAAGGUCACAGGAGAGGCGCUGCACUCCACCAAUGCCUCCUUCAAUAUCAAGUGGUUAGAAAGCGGUGGUGUGGCUUUGAAGGAGCCCGCCUCAGAAGCGGAGAUCGAGAGCUCUGCGCCAGUCACGUUGCGCUGUCAUAUUGAUGGACACCCACGACCAACAUGCCAGUGGUUCAAGGAUGGGGUGAAGCUAACAGAGAAGACCCAUCAGAUCAACAACAAGGAGAGGACGCUCACCUUCAAGAGCGCCAGUCCAGAUGACAACGGCCUGUAUUACUGCUGUGCCAAGAAUGCAGCUGGACAUGUUUGCAGCAGCAGCAACUUCACUCUUAACAUCAUCGAUAAGAGUUUUCCUCGGCCAGUGACCACCCCCGAGGACCAGGUGGUGAUGAGAAAUGAGGAGGCCAUGUUCCACUGCCGGUUCACUGCCAAGCCGGCCCCCACGUUGGAGUGGUACCAUGAAAAUGAGCUCCUGGUAAACAAGUCUCGAGUGUUUCUGUUCUCCAACGGCACCCUGCUAAUCACCCAGGUCAAGCCCAGGAACACAGGCACCUACAAGUGUGUCGGCCGUGGCCUCAGCGGGUCCCGUGUCACACUGGAAGCCUCGCUCCUCAUAGCUGAGAUAGAUGAAAUGUUGCCCAAGAUGUCGAAGGUUUUCACAGCGGACACCCUGCAGCGGGUACCUUGUCACCCCCCACACGGCAGACCUGAGCCCAAGGUGUGGUGGGAGAGAGGAGGCCAGCGGGUUCCCACCGAGGGUAGAGUGUACCAGAAUGGCCUGUAUCUGGUCUUCAGUCCCACAGAGGAGGGAGAUUCAGGCAUCUACACCUGCGUGGCCCAAAACAAGGCUGGACGCAGGACACAGGAGGUCACCUUCACUGUGGCCACUGCCCCUGUGUGGGUGGCACGGCCUGUGGACAGUCACUUUGAGGAGGGUAAACCAGGUUACCUUCACUGCUAUGCUCAGGCCAACCCUGAACCUGAGGUCACUUGGCUCCGCAAUAACAUCCUGAUCACACCCAAGGACUCUCGCUAUAAGCUGUUCUCUAACGGCACCCUCAGGAUCAACAAUGUGGAGGUGCAUGAUGGACACAUGUAUGGCUGUGAAACUAAGACUGAAGGCGGCCGACUGUCUGCGCAAGCUAGAGUUACUGUGCUUGAGAAGUUGAAGUUCACCCCGACACCCCAGCCUUCUCAGUGCCUUGAGCUGGAUAACGAGAUCACCAUCCAGUGCUCUGCUAAAGGCAGAGAGAGCCCCACCAUCCGCUGGACCAUAGCAGACGGACGAGAGCUGCCACCUCAUGUGGAGCAGAAAAACGGGCAGCUCCACUUCACCAAAGUCACCCGCAGUGAUGCUGGCAACUACACCUGCAUUGCCUCCAACAGCCUCCAGGGAGAAAUCAGAGCCCUGGUGACCCUUAUUGUGGCUGUGUACAUUCGCUUUAAAGUGGAGCCAGAGAAUACAACAGUGUACCAGGGUCAUACAGCCAUCCUGCACUGUCAGGCCACCGGCGACCCUGAGCCUCAUAUCCACUGGAUGGCCAAAGACAAGACGCUGGACAUCAGUAAGAACCCGAGGUUCCAGAUAAUGCCCAAUGGCUCCCUGGUGAUUACAGAUGUCACUACAGAAGACACAGGAAGAUACACAUGUGUGGCCGGAAACAGCUGCAGCAUCAAAGACCGUGUGGCUCAGCUGUAUGUCGUGGAAAAACCAGUGCCUUCCUAUGAAGAAGAUGAAGACAAGGCUCCUUAUAAGAUGAUCCAAACCAUCGGUCUGUCAGUGGGAGCGGCAGUGGCCUACAUCAUUGUUGUCCUGGGGCUCAUGUUCUACUGCAAAAAGAGACGCAACGCCAAAAGACUGCAGAAGGGCCAGGACGGGGAGGAGCCAGAAAUGGAGUGUCUUAAUGGAGGAGCUGUUCAACAAAACGGCCACACCACCACUGAGAUCCAGGAAGAGGUGGCACUCACUAACAUGGGUAGCAUGGCAACAAGCGAGAAGCACCACAGCCAUGUCAACAACGAUAAGAUCCACUUUCCUCGAGCAAACCUACAAACCAUCACCACUUUAGGUAAAGGGGAGUUUGGUGAGGUGCUGCUGUCCAAAGCUAAGGGUAUCGAGGAGAACCAGGAGGAGACGGUGGUGCUGGUGAAGACCCUGCAGACCAGAGAUGAGCAGCUCCAGCUUGACUUCCGCCGGGAAGCUGAAAUGUUUGCUAAGCUCAGCCACCCCAACGUUGCGUGCCUUUUAGGCCUCUGUAGGGAGGUGGAGCCGCACUACAUGAUCCUAGAGUACUGUGACCUGGGAGACUUAAAGCAGUUCCUGAGAAUUUCCAUAAACAAAGAUGACAAGGGCAAAUCUCAGCCAAUCAGCACCAAGACCAAAGUUUCCAUCUGCGCCCAGGUGGCUCAUGGGAUGGAGUAUCUGUCCAAUCACCGCUUCGUUCACAAAGACCUAGCCGCCAGAAACUGUUUGAUCAACAGUCAGAGGCGUGUGAAAGUGUCAUCACUCGGCCUCAGCAAGGACGUCUACAACAGUGUAUACUACCACUACAGACAGGCAUGGAUCCCACUGCGCUGGCUCCCAGCAGAGUCUGUGUUUGAGGAUGACUUCUCCACCAAGUCUGAUGUGUGGGCCUUUGGAGUGUUGAUGUGGGAAGUGUUCAGUCAUGGGGAAAUGCCAUAUAUCAAGCUCAGUGAUGAUGAGGUGCUGGAAGCUCUGCAGACAGGGAAGCUGAAGCUGCCUGUUCCAGACGGAUGUCCCUCCAAAAUCUACAAGCUCAUGGUCCGCUGCUGGGCACUAGGCCUCAAAGAGCGCCCCUCCUUCACCGAUAUUGUCCACACCCUCGGAGAGCUGCCCUCUGACAGCAAAGUCUGAGACAAUCAUAACCUCACAUCAGUAGGGAACGUUUGCCACCCCUGUUCCUCCAAAAUAAAGACAGGAAUGUUGGAUUAUUAGUCUCUCACAUUUCAGGGAAGACAGUUAAGGAGAAAACACUUUUUUAAAUAUGCAUUUCAAAAAAAGGGUGUGUGGAUAAAACCUCUUUGCUACAUCAGUGGAAACGCAAUUACAGUUGUGUGAAUGGCUUCUCUUGACCAGGAGUUUAUGCUUGCCUUAACAACAGCAUGGGUGACCCUCCCUUCCAGCCCCUGUCGGCAGUGCCUGCCUGUCUGCAGCAACUCUAUCCCAGAGACGCUUUGUUUCAUGGAGCCUCGCAACUUCUGUGCCUCUACCCCUCCACACUUACACUCACUUACAACUCCGGCUUUGUGGUGAUGUUGGAUGCAGUGUUUUCACUGGCUCUGAAGUUACAGAGGGAAAUUUUGUUUUACUGCUCUGUUAAAUCCUCAGUGUUUUCUCAUAAAUGUAGAAACAAUGUUAAAGGGAAAGUUACUUCAGUGGAGCAUUGAUGCUUCUUAAAUAUUCUAUCAACCACUGAGGAGUGUGUCAAGUGAGAUCAUUUCAUCUUAAAAUCCAUUCAGCCACACCCUGAGUCUGCCACCCUAAUCCUGGAGGAGAGACUUAUCUACUCUGUUCACACGAAAUACACCACCAUUCUUCACUCUGUGUAUGUGUGUGUGCUGCAGAAACGUUUUGUGUAUGGUUCAAAAAAGAAAUGGAAUGUGGUUUGCAUGAAGGUUCGUCUGUUACACUUGUGAUUUUCAGCAUGAGAAAACUUGUGGAAAAAGGUAAUCCCUGUCAUGAUAACUCUUCUGGAACAACAACAAGAAAAAAGAUCAUGCUUAUAGCCAGGGAAUAUGUUGAAUAGAUGAAACUGUGCCAGUGUGGGCUUUGUACGUUUUUAUGAGUGUGUUCUGUUCUUGUAUUAACUUGGAGGUGCUUAAUGUUUAUGGUCUGUGGGUAUUCUUACCCAUUAUACCAUAUUAACAUCAUGAUGUUGUCUGAGUUGCAGGGACGCAGCCUGUCACUGUGCCCUUUCACCUGUAACAUAAUGUCUUUAGAGGUCCAAACACAGUUUCCUUCCUGGUCCAGUUGUUUCACACUCCAACGUGGACCAUCACACCAUGCAAUGUGUACAUAAUGUAGAAGCCAUGCACUAACUUCACUUAAAAGAAUAUCCCUCUUUAUCUCUAUCAUGUUGUGUAGAAGGACAUGCAGGUGCCUGCUUAUUUAUGAUGAAGGUCCUGUCUUUUUUUUUUUUAAACUAUGUUUAUAAUAGAAAGGUACUUCUGAUGUAUUCAUUCUCAUGGUCCAUCUCAGUGUGUAUUCAGUCUGGUAACCAGCUGACGUACAAAGGCGAUCAAGAGUGACUGCUGGUCACCAGUUCUCAUUUAAGUGCCUGGUAAAUGAAGGAUUAUUCUUGUUUCUCUCUUUUUUUACAUUAUCUAAUCAAAUGCAAUGGCCUUUGUUUAUGAACUUGUUUUUAUACAUUGUUUUUAGUGUAUUUGGUUUUUAUGAAUGCUUGACAGUCACACCUAGACCUUUUUGUUUAGUUUAGUUUUUUUUUUUAAUCUGCUUCAGCAAAAUAUUCACAGUAAUCUGAUUUAUACGAAACUAUACGUGCUGCUGUCAAUAAAGGUUCACAGUGUUUGUACCCAGUGUGUUGAGUAAUAUUGUAAAUGGCAGUGCAGCUUCAAGAACCACAUUGAUGGCAGUCCCAAAAAUAUCAGUUUAAUGUUUAAUAAGUUUAAUACAGGAAAAUUCCAAAUGAGGUAUUCAGCAGCUUAAGCAUAUUGCACCCAUGUUGUGUAUUCAAAGUAAAAUGAUGUAAAAGGAUAAUGGGAGUUUAACUUCCUUUAUUUUAGAAAAUAUUGCCACUUGUAAGCCAGCUGAAGAGUUUACAUGGUGGCUUCUGCUUGCAGCUGCAUAACCACACAAUAUAAUGUUUGGUAAAAAUAACAGAGGUGAUGAAAUGUUCACACUAGUGGGUCACCUACCUAAAGCAAGUUUCUGCAAGUUGAUUUUUAU